UUACUUGACUGUUUUGUAACAGACUAACAGUAACAGCUCCUUGUCAGCUGGUGUUGUGACAGUGUUAAAUAUCUGGUCAUGAUUGGACGAUUUGUUAACCUCAAAGCGUGCGUAGCAUUUUUCAAAAGAAUAAUUCAUGUCAGUAAAGUUAAUUGUUAUUAAUGUGGUGUUUGUUGUUCAUUAAUGCUUUACUCUAGUGAGCUGCCAGGAGGUAUAUAAUAUUUAAACAUAUUUACACCAUUUCUGUCCUCAUGUUCUCUGGAAAUACAGGCCUUUCAUCAGAGCAGCAGAAUCUUCAAAUAUUGAUCAUUGAAAACAAGCCCUGUAUAAGUAGACUGCCGCCUGCAAUAGACUUGGAUUCUGAGAUUGACCCUCUACAGUUUUGUAAAGUGGAAAACGAAAUUAAUGAGGAUGAACAAAAUUAUGGCUGUCCGGAUCUGGAGGCUUACUCGUUUAGUCCAUCAAUCUCCAGUAGAGUGUCUGAUACAUUAAUACAUAAAGGACUGCAAACAUUUGAAUGCACCUUAUGUGGUAAAUAUUACAAAAAAAGAUGCCAUUUAAUGAGGCACAAACUCGUUCACGCUGGUGUGAAACCUUACACAUGUGACGUGUGUGCUAAGUCGUUUACUGAAAAAAGUGAUUUGGUAAAACAUGAACGGAUACACAUGGGUUUGUUACCAUAUAAGUGCACCACUUGUGAGAAAUGUUUCACACAGAAGUGUAAUUUAUUAAGGCAUAAACGUGUUCAUUCCGGAGAAAACCCAUUCCACUGUGACUAUUGUGGUGUGGGUUUUGCUAAAAAACGUUAUUUAGGCUUUCACCUGCGGGAGCGUGCAUGUAUAAAAUCAUAGAAUGUGUUAUUGUAUGAAUAUGAUUAUAAGGUAUGAUCACAUUGUCAUAAAUUAGCUCAUUUUAAAAAAGAAUAUAUUUACAAUUAAAUGAUGUAUUGAAUAAGGAUUGGUUCACUGUAAACAUUUUAUUUUUUUCAAUUUUAAUAUUAACAUCGUUUUUUGUCUACAAACAGUUAUAUGUUUAUAAAACUAUAUAGAGUUAUUUAAGACUUUUUUAUCGAGUAUUUUCUGUGUACAGAUAGAUUAUCUAAAAAUGUAUUCACUGUUUGAAUGGUUAUUGAUAAAAAUAUAAAGAAAUACAAAAUAUCUCACUGCAACAAUUGAUAGGAUAAAAAUGGUGAAAACACAUCUUCAUCGUGUAAGUAGUGUUUAAACUACUUUUUAUUGUUGUCUGUCACUUGUUUUGUAUGAAAUAGAUUAUUUAUUUAAUCAUUUUGGUUGAAUAAUAUUUGUCUUUUUACCAAUAUGAGUGAGUUUUGGAGCUGUGGGAAAAUUGGGGGUGAUAAAGAGCUUUAAAGAUACCUAAACCUACAUUUGUGACAAGUUUGAAGCAAAUUAAAGCCGAAAAUGAAAAAGGUUUGUUUGGACAAAGAAAAACUCCUAAUAAAAAUGUCUCAUUUAUAAUACAUAUCAUUCAAGAAAUCCCCUUUGUAAAUUUUUAUGUCAUGAACUAUAAUGUCAUGAGCUUGAAUGCUAAUAAGUAAGUCACACAAUAAAUUUGUUCUGACUACAUUAAUUUAUUAUAUUUUUUUUUCAAAGUAUGUGUACAUUUUUUAGUUUUUCUCUAUGUAGAAGAGACAUUCUGGGAUGCUAAUACUGCCAAACAGUGAGAACAAUAUAUAAUUUGUUGACUAUAAGAUAUAUCACCUUUCUUCUCCCUCCUUACCACAAAACGAUCAAUAUAUGUAUUUCUUGCAAAUGCUAAGACUCUAUUAACUGUUCAAUUAUUGUCAUACAGUAAUAAGUAACUUAGGUAUAAACUUGGGUUUGACUUAAAUUACAGUGAACUUUGCAAAUGUGUACAUAGGCUAUUACAUAGACUAAAUGUGAUAUGAAUACUGGUUUAAAACCUUAUAUUACUGUAAAUAAAAUAUAAAUAUUUAAUAAUUUACUAUACGUUGAUAUUAUUUUAGCAUUUCUUUUUGAAUUUAUUAUAGUUAUAUUUUGUUUUUUAAUUGUUUUACUUUUAUUUAUAACAAAUAAAUUAGAAGUAAGGAGAAAACAAGAUGUGUAGUAAUGUAUAGUUCAUAAUAUAUGCAUAUAAUGCUCAGCUCAGAGUGGACACAAAAUAAUAAAUCAGUUAAACAGUAUAUGUAAAAUUAUUGGCAUUAUAUACUCUUUGAACACCAUUAUGAUCUAACAUGUAAAAUUUUAUAUUGUAAUACAACCAUUGCUUUAUAAAAAAACCUGGUAAAAAGGAACAAGUAACCUUGGAACUUGUAUCACCAAAUAACAUAAAUUUAAAUAUGAUUUACAGGGCUCCUAUUUUUUCUUAUUGUUUUAGAGCACACUUUUUCAGUUUGUUUUAACAUGUUUUCAAUUUGUAGCACUUGUUUUAAAUUUUUGUUUAACUCUGCAACUGGCCAUGUUAUAACUACUGGCAAGUCCAUUUUGGUCGAUUUGCAAAGUUUUUCUAAACUGCUAUAACAUUUUUAUGCAAAUGUACACUUAUUAUAUAUUUUUUCAAAAUUAUGUAGAAUUUUAAAAUUGAACUGGAAAAGAUAUCAAAACUCAUUAAAAAUAAACUUGAAAAAACUUGUGGUUGCUGAACAGUUUUAGCGCAAAACCACAAAUAUUGAGUUGUCUGGUUGUGUACCAAUUUUUGUAAAAAUCCAUAAUGUUUAGAGUUUAUUAACCAAGAAGAAAAUAUGAAACAAUGUAUAAAAAUAUAUAUUUUACUGUAUUACUUGUGAUCUGUGAUAUUUGUGAUACUAAAUAACAAUGUGUUAUGCCUGUAUAUAAUUUGGUGUUACGCAAUGUUUAAUUAUAUUUACAAAUACAUUUUCCUGGAGAAAAUCCUGUGAUUUCUAUUCUGUUAACUGAUUAAAAACAACAUUUUUUUAAACUUUGUUUAGUUUGUAGAACCAUAUUUUGAAAUAAUUCCAAACAUGUUGUGCGUAUUAUACUUUAUUAUAUUCUUAUAGAACAGUGUGUGUGUAUUUGAGUUAAAUUCUAUUGCAGAUUUGCAUAAUGAAUAUAUUUCGAGAAAUCAUCAAACUUGAAUCCUGAAAGUCUGGAGGAUUAAGUACAGAAAUGUUUUUUUUAAUUCAUACCCUUUGACUUCUGUGUAUAAUAUUCACCAUACUCCACCAACCACUGAGAGCAAACUAUAAUAAAUACUAACCUAAUAUGUUUUGUGCCUUUUAAAAGCACUGUUUGGUUGAAAAAUUAAAUUCUCUAUGAAACUCACAAGUCAUUCAAAUUAGUCUAAAAUCUCUAUUUUUGUUCUUUUUAGUUAUAAAUAGAAAUUUCUACAGUACGAAAUAUUUAAAAUAAAUUAUUCCCAUCAUUUUUGUGGAAUUUUCCAAAAUUGAUUGUACACAGGAGCAUCUGUGGGUGGGUUCUUUGACACCAAUGGAAGAAUUGAAACGCAAGAGAAAGGACUGGAAGUACCUAGUAAUUUUGUAGAUAAAAUAGUAUGCAUAAAUUCUUUUAUCUUUUACCUUCAGUUUUCUCCUACAAACUAAUUUUAUUUACUUGGUUACAAUACUCACAGAAAUGGGUUUACUUUGGUCUUUAUCUCCUCACAGUUCUAUAUGGUGUAAACAUAUCCCCUCUUUCCUUUCUCAAAUAGUUAUUUAUUUCUUAUGCUAUACUAUAAUAUGAAUAUGUCAUUAUUUACAGUAUUGCAUAAGAAUAAUUUUUGUAUUUAAAAUUAAAUAAAAUGCUAAACAAAAAACCUAUUUAUAUAUUGAGUAUUUAAAAUAAAUUCUUAUAUUUUAUUGCACUUGAAAUUCGGAUUAAAGAGUUAACAGCAUAGAUAUUUUUGUUUGUGUGUUGAAAAAGAAUCAGUAACAUUUAGGUUUUAGAAAUCCCAUAUUGAUCAAUGUUUUGAAGUUAGAGGGUGAUCAUAAAAAUUUAUGAAGGGCAAUUUAAAAAUAGUAUAAUGUAAGAUAGUAAUAGCUUUAAUAGUAUGUUAGUUACAUAUAUUGGUUUGUAAAGAAUGAAUAAAAAAAAUUGUAUUGUCACUAUUCUUUUAUUUAUUACUUUGAACUUUUGUUUUCUUAAUGUAAUAUAAUGUUUGUUUUUAUUUAUUUACAGCAGUAUUGAGACUCAAAUAAAUGAUAGCCACUUUGUUUUGUUUGAAUAAAAGUGUUAUUUACUAAA
Homalodisca vitripennis (glassy-winged sharpshooter) is the source of this 4178-nucleotide messenger RNA. RefSeq names its product zinc finger protein 880-like. Lineage: Eukaryota; Metazoa; Arthropoda; Insecta; Hemiptera; Cicadellidae. The transcript has 3 exons. Bases 252 to 851 code for a protein of 199 amino acids. Gene Ontology annotation, biological process: regulation of transcription by RNA polymerase II. Gene Ontology annotation, molecular function: RNA polymerase II cis-regulatory region sequence-specific DNA binding; DNA-binding transcription factor activity, RNA polymerase II-specific. The record is from RefSeq and is a predicted model, not a curated record.